Molecule: messenger RNA, 837 nt
Organism: Spodoptera litura
Lineage: Eukaryota; Metazoa; Arthropoda; Insecta; Lepidoptera; Noctuidae
Source: RefSeq, a predicted model, not a curated record
AUGGAGUGUGAUGCGGACCGCGGUAAUGGUAAAGAGUCCGACGAAAAUCAGGCAACACGUGAUAAUUAUGACGAUAAAUAUUUCUUUUAUGUGAAGAGAAUUAGAGAGCCGGAAUACUUUAGUGACAUUGAUUUGGAUAGUGAUGACAGUGGUGCAGAUAGCAAUAAUCAGGCAACGCGUGACAAUCACGAUGAUAGGUAUUUCUUUUAUGUGAAGAGAAUUAGACAGCCGGAAUACUUUGGUGACAUUGAUUUGGAUAGUUAUGACAGUGAUACAGAUAGCAAUAUCAGUGAUGACAGUACCACGUACAUGGAGUAUGAUGCGGACAGCGGUAAUGGUAAAGAGUCCGACGAAAAUCAGGCAACACGUGAUAAUUAUCAUGACAGAUAUUUCUUUUAUGUGAAGAGAAUUAGACAGCCGGAAUACUUUGGUGACAUUGAUUUGGAUAGUGAUGAAAGUGAUGCUGAUAGCAAUAUUAGUGAUGACAGUAACACGGACACAGAGUGUGAUGCGGACAGUGGUAAUGGUACAGAGUCCGACGAAAAUCAGGGAACAAGUGAAAAUGAUGAUUUUGAUGACGAUUCAGAUAGCAACCUCAGUAUCUUCAAUGAUACGGACACGGAGUGUGAAACGGAUAAGGACAGCACUGACGGCGAAGAGGACGAUAAUCAGGAAAUAAUUGAUGAUGAUGACUACUUUGUGAACAGUGACGGAGAGAUAGAAUUGUAUGACAGUGAUUUGGAUGACGAUGACCGUGAUUCAGAUAGCAAUAUCAGUGAUGAUAGUGAUACGGACCCGGAGUGCGACACGGACAGUGGUCACGACAGUGAUUUAUAA